Messenger RNA from Blepharisma stoltei, 456 nucleotides. Lineage: Eukaryota; Ciliophora; Heterotrichea; Heterotrichida; Blepharismidae. The record is from the annotation of a GenBank genome assembly.
AUGGAUUUUAUUUUACCACAAAACGCAAAUAAAAUCUACUCAGCAGUCCAAGGAUCUUAUGUCAGAUUUGAAGAAAGUCUCAGAAAAGCUAAAGAAUACUCAGAAUCUAUUUCCAAUACUUUAAAAUUUCUACCCUUUAGGUAUAAAGAGCUUGAAAUCUUCAUGUAAAGUCUAUCUAGACCAAACCAAGAACUUGUGAUAGAAAAAAUGUACACAAAAACUGCUUUUCGAUUAGAAAAACUCAUGAAACCAUUCAAAGACCAUUUAAAUUCUAUGAAAAAUCAGCUAGACCUAUUAGAAGAAAAAGCUAAUGAAUUUGGAAAGCUUAACCAAAAUAUAAUUGAAAUUUUUCAAACAAAUUUACAAAUAGAAAAAAUAUUAAAAGCUGCAAUAGGAGAUUAUCAGGCACAAUUGAAGGAGUUAGAAAGAUUCAGAUAUUUUGAUAGGAAAUUUUAA